GGCCGCCGGCGGCCGAAGCAUUGAGGAUGUUGGUCCGGUGCUGUUGGGGUCCUCCUUUGGCUCAUGGCGCCAGGCGCGGGAGGCCGAGUCCCCAGUGGCGAGCACUGGCCCGAUUCAGCCAGGAAGACUGCCGGGACUCCAGAGUCCGCGAGAAGCCUCCCUGGCGGGUGCUCUUCUUCGGCACGGACCAGUUCGCCCGCGAGGCGCUGCGGGCGCUUCACGCCGCCAGGGAAAACAAAGAGGAAGAGUUAAUCGACAAACUGGAGGUGGUCACAAUGCCUUCCCCAUCAUCAAAAGGACUACCAGUGAAGCAAUAUGCUGUGCAGUCUCAGCUUCCCGUAUACGAGUGGCCGGACGUGGGAUCUGGAGAAUAUGAUGUUGGAGUAGUGGCUUCGUUUGGCCGACUUUUGAAUGAGGCUCUUAUUCUUAAAUUUCCCUAUGGCAUAUUGAAUGUUCAUCCCAGUUGCCUCCCGAGAUGGCGUGGCCCAGCCCCUGUAAUCCAUACAGUGCUUCACGGAGACACAGUUACUGGAGUAACAAUUAUGCAAAUUAGACCUAAAAGGUUUGAUGUAGGCCCAAUUCUCAAACAAGAAACUGUUCCUGUGCCACCCAAGAGCACUGCAAAGGAAUUGGAAGCAGUGUUGUCAAGACUGGGUGCCAAUAUGCUCAUUUCAGUUUUGAAAAAUUUGCCUGAAAGUCUGAGCAAUGGAAGGCAGCAGCCAACGGAGGGGGCGACUUAUGCCCCUAAGAUUUCUGCUGGUACCAGUUGUAUAAAAUGGGAGGAACAAACUUCAGAACAAAUAUUCAGACUUUACCGUGCCAUUGGAAAUACAAUUCCGUUGCAGACGCUCUGGAUGGCGAACACCAUUAAACUUUUGGAUUUGGUAGAAGUUAACAGUUCAGUCCUUGCUGAUUCAAAAUUAACGGGACAGGCUCUUAUUCCAGGAUCAGUAAUAUACCACAAACAGUCACAAAUACUGUUGGUUUAUUGCAAGGAUGGUUGGAUUGGUGUUCGAUCAGUGAUGCUCAAGAAAGCACUAACAGCUACUGACUUCUACAAUGGAUAUUUGCACCCCUGGUACCAAAAAAAUUCCCAAGCUCAACCAAGCCAAUGCAGAUUUCAGACUCUCAGACUCCCAACAAAGAAGAAGCAGAAAAAAACUGUUGCUAUGCAACAAUGCAUUGAGUAGUUAGGAAGAAGAUGAAUAAAAACCUAUUACAUAUUUGUAAUUUAUUAAAAACCUCAUUUAUAAGGAAUUAUCUGGACUUUUUUUUUUUUUUUUUUUUUUUUUUUUUUUUUGAGACAGAGUCUCACUCUGUCACCCAGGCUGGAAUCCAGUGGCACUAUCUCAGCUCAGUGCAACUUCCGCCUCCCAGGUUCAAGCGAUUCUCCUGUCUCAGCCUCCUGAGUAGCUGGGAUUACAGGCACGUGCCACCACACCCAGCUAAUUUUUGUAUUUUUAGUAGAGAUGGGGUUUCACCAUGUUGGUCAGGCUGGUCUCGAACUCCUGACCUUGUGAUCUGUCCACCUCAGCCUCCCAAAGUGCUAUGAUUAGAGGUGUGAGCCACCGUGCCUGGCCUGGAAUUAUCUGGACUUUCAAAGAAGAUGGCACUGUUAUAAGAAGAGAAGAUUAUUGUCGAAAAGAUGGAUUGCCUCACUUUCCACUUUUUAUGUAACAAUAGUUAAAAAACAGCUUUUUUUUACUUGAAUUACAAAAAUGUUUAAAUAAAACUUGUAUUUAUGAUAC
Messenger RNA from Nomascus leucogenys (northern white-cheeked gibbon), 1748 nucleotides. It is a transcript of the gene MTFMT, whose product is annotated as mitochondrial methionyl-tRNA formyltransferase. Gene Ontology annotation, cellular component: mitochondrion. Gene Ontology annotation, biological process: biosynthetic process; conversion of methionyl-tRNA to N-formyl-methionyl-tRNA. Gene Ontology annotation, molecular function: methionyl-tRNA formyltransferase activity. Lineage: Eukaryota; Metazoa; Chordata; Mammalia; Primates; Hylobatidae. The record is from RefSeq and is a predicted model, not a curated record.